Messenger RNA from Meriones unguiculatus (Mongolian gerbil), 3467 nucleotides. RefSeq names its product cAMP responsive element modulator (gene Crem). NCBI's taxonomy places the organism in Eukaryota, Metazoa, Chordata, Mammalia, Rodentia, Muridae. Gene Ontology annotation, biological process: regulation of transcription by RNA polymerase II. Gene Ontology annotation, molecular function: protein binding; DNA-binding transcription factor activity, RNA polymerase II-specific; RNA polymerase II cis-regulatory region sequence-specific DNA binding. The record is from RefSeq and is a predicted model, not a curated record. Gene Ontology annotation, cellular component: ATF4-CREB1 transcription factor complex; nucleus. Bases 775 to 1848 code for a protein of 357 amino acids. The transcript has 10 exons.
AGCCUCGCAUCACAGCCCGCGGCGGGCGGCGACUGCGGGGUGCGGCCUCCGCUCCCCCGCCCGCCCGCCGCCGCCCGGCCCGCCGCCCGCUCGCGGCCGCCGAGCGCCCAUGAAGCUCUGGAGCGCGCAGGCCCGGCCGCGCUCGCCCGCCCGCCUCCGUUUUCGCCUCGGCCGCGGCGCGAAGGCCGUCCCCUGACCGCCGGCGGCCGCUCGGGCUCCUCAGUCCGACCGGAACGGCCGUAAGGAGGGCGUCGGUCCUGCUCGCCGCAGCCCCGCGGCCGCCAUAGCGCCCUCGCCCCGGCCUUGCGUCCGUGGGGUAGAAAAUAACGUACCCCGUCUCUCCAAACACCGAGGCGCAGGGCGCCACGAUCGAGCCGUUUGUCCCCGCACCCUGCCGAGCGCCAGCGAGUCUCGGUCGCGGGGGCCUCCGCUGACCGGAGCGUCGACCGCCGCCUGCCCAGGCCGCAGAGUGGGGGACGUGUCAGCCUGUUCCGGGCCUACCCAACCGCCAGCCGCUCGCUGCCCUAGCGCUCCGCCGAGGAGAGCUGCGGUCUGCUCGGCAUCACCCCAAAGGCAGGCGAGCCCCGGCACGGGUGCGGCCUAGGCGGCGGCUCUCCUGCCCAGUGUGAAGCGGUGCGGACCGCCUGCCCCGGCCAGCGGAGUAAUUUGUGGUCACCACAUCAGUCUCCCAGUUUUGGAUAACAAGCUUGUUUCCCUUUGAUAAAUAAAAGAAAACAGGGAAGGAGCAAAGCAUUGAUUAUACAUGUAAUAAUAAUGAGCAAAUGUGGCAGGAAAAAGUAUAUGAGGACAAAUGUAAGGCAAAUGACCAUGGAGACAGUUGAAUCACAGCAGGAUCAAAGUGUAACACAUUCUGUGGCAGAGCACAGCUCUGCUCAUAUGCAGACUGGCCAAAUUUCUGUUCCUACUCUAGCACAGGUUUCUGUAGCUGGAUCAGGCACUGGAAGAGGCUCCCCAGCUGUGACUCUAGUACAGUUACCUUCAGGCCAAACUGUACAGGUCCAGGGAGUAAUUCAGACACCACAUCCAUCGGUUAUUCAGUCACCACAAAUACAAACUGUUCAGGUAGCAACAAUUGCAGAGACAGAUGAUUCUGCAGAAUCAGAAGUAAUCGAUUCUCAUAAACGUAGAGAAAUUCUUUCACGAAGACCCUCAUAUAGAAAAAUACUGAAUGAACUUUCCUCUGAUGUGCCUGGUAUUCCCAAGAUUGAAGAAGAAAAAUCAGAGGAAGAAGGAACACCACCUAACAUUGCUACCAUGGCAGUACCAACUAGCAUAUAUCAGACUAGCACGGGGCAAUACAUUGCUAUAGCCCAAGGUGGAACAAUCCAGAUUUCUAACCCAGGAUCUGAUGGUGUUCAGGGACUCCAGGCAUUAACAAUGACAAAUUCAGGAGCUCCUCCGCCAGGUGCUACAAUUGUACAGUACGCAGCACAAUCAGCCGAUGGCACACAACAGUUCUUUGUCCCAGGCAGCCAGGUUGUUGUUCAAGAUGAGGAGACUGACCUUGCCCCAAGUCACAUGACUGCUGCCACAGGUGACAUGCCAACUUACCAGAUCCGGGCUCCUACUACUGCUUUGCCACAAGGUGUGGUGAUGGCUGCCUCACCAGGAAGUCUGCACAGUCCCCAGCAACUAGCAGAAGAAGCAACUCGCAAGAGGGAGCUGAGGCUGAUGAAAAACAGGGAAGCUGCCCGGGAGUGUCGCAGGAAGAAGAAAGAAUAUGUCAAAUGUCUUGAAAAUCGUGUGGCUGUGCUUGAAAAUCAAAACAAGACCCUCAUUGAGGAACUCAAGGCCCUCAAAGAUCUUUAUUGCCAUAAAGCAGAGUAACUGUGUUUGACUUGGACCUUGUUUGCUGUGAACUCUAACCGAGGCAGGUGAUGCUGCACCAUCCUGUAACGGCCCUGUGAACUUGUAGACGGUCACUUAACCCUUGCUUAAGAGUUCAGUCUGGCUUAGGGUGUGAAUUGGGAGUACUGUUCCACAGGCUGCAACGCAGCUUCCUCCUUACCAAGUUUGCUCUGUUGUUAUUAGCAUGCAACAUAGGUUUUGUUUGCCCUUCUGCUUCUACUUUUUCCAGGGAAGCUGCUAAAGAAUGUCGACGUCGAAAGAAAGAAUAUGUGAAGUGUCUGGAGAGUCGAGUUGCAGUGCUGGAAGUUCAGAACAAGAAGCUCAUAGAGGAACUUGAGACCUUGAAAGACAUUUGCUCUCCUAAAACAGAUUAGUAGAAAUAUUUAACUAUGAACUGAUUACAGCAUGUACAGUUGCUUUUGAAUGCAAUACAAUAUAUAGCCGGCAAGAAUUAUGGCUUUUUUCCUUUGUAUCAUUCAUCUGACUUUCUAAUAUCUAACAUUCCUAAAAUGCUUCAUUGUAUUUAAUUAGCUCUUACCUCUAAGGUCAAUUUUUUUUUAUAAGAAGAGACAAACUGUAAAAAAUGUAUGUAACAAAUUCUUAAAAUGAAAUAUUUAUAAGACUUGUUCCAGUGCGACAUAUUUGCAGUUCCCAGUCUCUCUGUCAUAAAGAGUGUCCUAUGCAAUAAAAAUUUUGCAGGUUUUAAGAAUCAUUUUAGGAAAGGAUGAUCAAAGGCAGUGCAUCCAGCAGUACAAUAAAUUCAAACCACAGAAAUACCUCAGGAAAGAAGGAAAGGAAGUGUAUCUUGAUGAAAUGGCUAUGCAAGAAGAAUAGCCUAGACAUGAAUUUGUGCAUUUAUAGAUUUUUAUAAUCGUCACUUUGUAAAGAAAAUAUUGUAUUGCUGUCCUUGAAUGCCAUAGUUGAAGACAGUUUUCAAUAGAACCAUGUUGGUUGCUCUUUGUAGUAUUUGGUGUUUAUUUAAAUAUCUAAACAUUUACUACUUUCUACUGUGCAUGUAAUACAAGUAAUCCUGCAGAAGUUUAUGUUGCUUUGCUGUUAUAUAAUGAAAGAGACAACACAUUUUUACUGUCUGGAAUGAGCUCCACGAGUAUGAGCUUAUUGCUACCCUGGGUCACAAGCCUUGCAAAUACUGGGCCAUUUCAUUAGAAGGACAACUGCAGGGCUCUAGGGACAGAGUUCAGGGCAACGCACUAUGUUCAGUCAACAGUGCUGUAACAAAAGUGUGUAACGGUGUUUUAAAGGGGUGGGGAGCAGAGAUCAAAGGUCAGCUUUUGUGCUGUAUGAGGCUUCCCCUAGGUAGUCUACAGAGUUCUGCUGAUGGCCCUCCAUUGUGAAUCUCUGCUAGCAACCACAAGAAUGUUAACCUUUAAAAAAACAACCCAGGAUUUAAUUUUUAAUUUCACAACUUGGAUCAAUUUUUUGUUUUGAAUGCAGCUAUGUGCAUUUAUUACGUGGGUCCAGGCUGUCCUUAAACUCAAUCCUCUUUCCUCAGCCUUCUGAGUGCUUGGAUUAUAGACAUGGGCCAGAGUGUCCAGUUUGAUUAAGUAUUCUUUUAUAAAAGGUUUAUUUCUUUUUAA